CAAGAGCCGCUCUUGGGCAAUGCCCUGUCAUGCGGCAUUCUUGGGGAAGCGGCCGCCUGGCGAGGGCCUGUGGGAGCCUGGGGGUCUGGAGCCGGGGCGCUGAACACAGAGGAGGCCUUGGGCCUUGGAAGGUUGCCGAGCCCCAGCCCAGAACUCUGGCGAGUGUCCAAGAAAAUGCACCCCAGUGAUUCCAGGCAGGUCCUGAAGGGGGCGCUGCUCUGCUCCUUGCUCUCAGCUCUGCUGCUCCAAGUGGCUGUCGGGCUGGAGUGCUACAGCUACAUGGGCACCUUCACGGGCAACAUCUCUCUGGGCGAGGUGCCCAAGGUUACCUGCGGGCCGGCGCAGAACGUCUGUGCUGAGGGGCUGAUUGCCCUGAGCACCGGGGGGCAGCGGAUGCUGGUUGUGAUGAAGAAGGGCUGCCAUGCGGCGCCGAUUCGGGACAUCUCCGGCAUUAGCGACGGGCCGUAUCUCCCCAACUACUACCACACCCGCUUCUGCAACGCCAGCCUCUGUAACCACCGGUACCGGGACAAUAGCCACAUCCCGGUCUUUUCCACAGCGCCCCCAGACAACACUUCCACCAGCCUCCUGUGCUACACCUGCAUCGGGACCACGCCGGAGAGCUGCUCCCUGCGCCGCGCCCAGCAGAGCCAGUGCCAUGAUGACUUCCCGUUGUGCUACGAGGGGAUGGGCACGGCCACCAUCGGGGGCUUUGUGGUGCCCAUCUAUCUCCGCUCCUGCCAGGCGGUGGGCUGCGCGUCGAUCACGCCGAACAACCCUUGGCUGAAUAUCCAGCUCGAGAGGACGUCCUGCUGUUCCCAGCCCCUGUGCAACCACGCGCCGGAGCCGGCGCCCACGGCCAGCCCCCGCCCCUUGCGCACAGCCCCCACCCGGGACCGCCCCACCAACGCCAGCCCCCGGCCUGGGCUGUCCCUGCCUGCGCUGCUGCUGCUGGGGGCGCUGGGCCUGGGGGGCUGAGAGGGCCCGGAUCAGGGCAGGGGAUAGAGACGCCCCCUAUAGAGGACCCCUCCUAGUCCUGGGUGCACCAUAAAGUCCGUCGAGCCAGCCCCGGCCCAGCCCCCCAGUUCCCACUGUGCCCAGCUCCUCCCCCGCCUUUUGCCCCCCGAUGCACCGCAGCCCCAUGAAGUGAUGGAGAUGCUGCCCAGGGCUCUUUAAUACCCGUCCCUCUGGAGCAGGGGAGACGCUGUCCCCGCUAGGUGCGGUCACGGGGUCCUGCAUGGCCAGCGGCUGCCGCGCCCCUGCCCAAACUCCCCAGCCCAAUCGCGCUUCAUGUGGGGACUGGGGAUUUCUUUGUAAACAUACAACGGCUGAGCCGGAGAUCCCGGAGCCGCCCCAUCUGGCCAGGCCGAGGGUAUUGAAUGGGAGCUGAGGGACGGCUGCACCGGAUCAGCCCCACGGGCCCAUCUACCUCAGUGUCCCGCCUCCUUCUUGCCCCCGGAUCGGCCCCACGGGCCCUGUGACGGGUUGUACCCCCUGGGGUGCCGUCUGGGAGCUGUUGGAACUGCUGUGGCCCCUUGAUUAUUCAGAGGGGCCGGCUCAGCCAUUUUCUCCAGGCCCUGCUAUCACCCAACACGACAGCAGGUGGCGCCACACACCCAACUGAGUUACCUGAGUGCUUUACCGAAGCCACGCAAACGCCAGCCAAUCUCCCAGCUCCCCCGCCUGGCACCCCUGCUGGAGUAUAAACCCAGGGAUCUGUACAGUGCAACCUCAGUCACGAAGUCACUCCCCCCACGUAGGCAACAAGCCAGUGUUAGCCAAGAUGAGCUUUUCCCAGACACUUCACUCAAAACUCCUCUGGUUGAGAUAAAACGUGGAUUAACUACAAAAGAUCGAUGUGAAGUGAUUAUAAGUGACCGGGAACAGAUCUAAGCAGAUUACCUAGCAAAUACACAAAAACACAACCUGG
Malaclemys terrapin pileata is the source of this 1930-nucleotide messenger RNA. Its product is annotated as ly6/PLAUR domain-containing protein 5-like. Bases 175 to 978 code for a protein of 267 amino acids. The record is from RefSeq and is a predicted model, not a curated record. NCBI's taxonomy places the organism in Eukaryota, Metazoa, Chordata, Testudines, Emydidae. Gene Ontology annotation, cellular component: plasma membrane. The transcript has 6 exons.